AUGCUGCAGCAGAUGGAUCUGUACAGUAAUCAGAUUGCUCACGUGGAGCGCCGCAGCGCACGGCCAGCUCAGUAUCGAGCCCUUGAGCCAUUGCAGCUGUCUGAAAAGGUAACAAAGGCCCUGGAGAAGUGCUACACCAUUAAGCAGCUGUACUCGCACCAGUUCGAGGCCGUCGAAGCGAUCCUCCGCGGAGAGAAUGCCGUACUGUCGACUGCUACAGCGAGCGGCAAGUCGCUCGCGUUCAAUGUUCCGAUGCUGGAGAUGCUACUUGAAGACCCGAACGCAAGGUUUAUGUACUUGUUUCCGACCAAAGCGUUAGCCCAGGAUCAACUCAAGUCACUGAGACGGUUCAUGGGGGCUGCAGACCUCCCACUUCACCUCGGAGCGACAUUUGACGGAGACACGCCAAUGAAAAGCCGCUCAAUGGUCAUCCGCGAGACUCGCGCAUUCCUCACCAAUCCAGACAUGCUGCAUUUGACAAUCCUGCCACAACAUAAGCAGUGGAAGCACGUGCUUUCAAACCUCAGACUGCUGGUUGUUGACGAAGCGCACAUGUACCGAGGUGUGUUUGGGUCGCACGUUUCCUGCGUCUUCCGUCGACUAUUUCGCUUGUGUGCGCUCUACGGCUCCAACCCGCAGGUGGUCUGCUGCUCGGCUACAAUCCAAAACCCAGAGGCACAUUUCCGUCAGCUGAUACCUGCUCUUCCACGGCAGCCAAUGUCUCUCUCGAGGGAGCGCGCAGAUGCCACUAGAGAGGAAGAAAUGGGGCCACCCAACUUGCAUUUCUUUCGACAGCGGCCUCUAAAAGUGAUCACCGAAGAUGGCGCUCCAUCAGUAGAGAAAUUAUUCUGCAUCUGGAACCCAGAGAUGGCGAAAAUGAGCUGUUCGAUCAACUCACAGCAGGGGAAGAGCCCGUCACAAACUGCUGUAGUCUCCAAGUCUGCUACUGCGAUUUACCAAGGAUCUCGCAUCCUGGCUCGCUUGGUAGAAGCAGAAAUUGCGACGCUGCUCUUCUGUCGAGGCAGGAAACUUACCGAACUAGUGCUCAUGAACGUCCACUCGGCGCUGAAAUCUGAUCCCAGGACGCAGAAUCUGCUUCGACGCGUUAGUUCCUAUCGCGGAGGGUACACGCUUGAAGCCAGGCGACGGAUCGAGCAGCGGUUGUUUCGUGGCGAUUUGCUCGGUGUGGUGGCGACGAAUGCUCUGGAACUAGGUAUCGACAUCGGCGAGUUGGAUUGCACGAUCCACCUUGGCCUUCCAUCCAGCAUUGCGUCCUUGUGGCAACAAGCAGGACGUGCAGGUCGACGACAGCAGCAGUCCAGGCAAAGCCAGUCCGUCGCCCUCAUUGUGUGCUUCGACGCGCCUUUGGACCAGCAUUUUGCGCAGAAACAACACGCCGUGGAGCUCUUCCAACUCGAGCCAGAAGCUGUUAGCUUGAACCCCAUGAAUCCCCGUAUCCUCGGACAGCACUUGUUGUGUGCUGCUCGCGAGUCAGCCUUGUAUUCCUCCCAGUCCGGAACAGAUUAUAUCGACUCAUUCAAAAAGCUGAUGCAAAUUUCUGAGACUGGUGGACACCUGAGCUAUCGAGUUCAUUCGUGCAUGCCCAAGAAGUUUCGUGCGGUGAGCUUACGCAGCAUCUGUGAAGAAAACUACACGGUAGUGGCUACAAACAGCGAUGCCGUUAACGAAGCGGCUGACGGGGAAGUGUUGGACGAAAUCCCGGGAGAUAAAGCGUUCUUCCAAGUGUACCCCACAGCUGUUUACCUCCAUCAAGCCCAAGAAUACUUGAUAACCCGCUUGGACAAUACCCAGCGCAUCGCCUUCGCGAAAAAGUGUAACCAGCCACUGGCCUACUUCACAACUUGCCGGGAUUUCACUGACCUGGAAGUUAAGCCGAAGAGCGAGUCCGUUCUGGUUCGAGUUGGCACCGUCUCCAUUCUGACGCGAGUUAUUGGAUCCACGAUGCUGGAAAAGCGGACGAUGAGAUGGUUGGGAACCCACGACUUCUCGCUACCACACAUGCGGUCUUUUGGGGAAGCUGCAUGGCUCGAAUUCCCAGUCACACUACGAAGGCAAUUCGAAGCGAGAGGCGGACGGUCGUGGACUGCAGCUUUGCAUGGAGUCGGUCACCUGUUCGUCGCGCUUGUGCGUCUCUUCAUCCUUUGUGACACUGAAGAUGUUGGUACUGAGCACGUGAAUGAAUUCGAAAAGCGCGUCAAACCGAACCGAGUCACAAUCUUCGAGCGACGAGAAGGGGGAAGCGGAUUGGUACCUGAAAUCGUCAAAGUGCUGCCAAAGCUGAUUGAAAAGGCUCGGACGAUUGCAAGCGAGUGUUUGUGCUCCGAUGGCUGCCCGGCUUGUAUCCAAUCCUCUGGAUGCUCCGAGUAUAACCACGUGCUGGACAAGCAGGGUAGUCUUCAGGUGCUUGACUAUCUCCACAGUGUAGCUGGAAAUUAA
Phytophthora infestans T30-4 is the source of this 2457-nucleotide messenger RNA. RefSeq names its product DEAD/DEAH box RNA helicase, putative. Gene Ontology annotation, molecular function: nucleic acid binding; ATP binding. NCBI's taxonomy places the organism in Eukaryota, Oomycota, Peronosporomycetes, Peronosporales, Peronosporaceae. The record is from RefSeq and is a predicted model, not a curated record. The transcript is spliced from 8 exons. Bases 1 to 2457 code for a protein of 818 amino acids.